Lathyrus oleraceus (garden pea) is the source of this 1336-nucleotide messenger RNA. RefSeq lists its product as uncharacterized. The record is from RefSeq and is a predicted model, not a curated record. NCBI's taxonomy places the organism in Eukaryota, Viridiplantae, Streptophyta, Magnoliopsida, Fabales, Fabaceae. Bases 116 to 1336 code for a protein of 406 amino acids. The transcript is spliced from 3 exons.
UUCCAGGUACUUUAGUUGCUCAGUUCCUUGCGAACUUUUGCUUUGCGUUGCUUAAGCAACUUGCAUUGAGGGACACUUUUGAUCGAGAUUCUGGUUGAGAGAUUUCUGUUCAAAUAUGAGGACCGGUUUGAAAGACAAUGUUGCCUACAGUUUCUUUGAUCCAGAGAUUGGUGUGCUCAAGGAUAUGAUAGCAUUGAUUACUCCUGACCAUGUGGGAAUGUUUAGAGAGUCAUACGGCGGUAUUCUGAAGAUGGUUUUCAGACUCACUGACUGCGACAGGAGCGCCAUCCACACUCUUCUUCAGUUCUAUGACCCUGGGUUGAGGUGUUUCGUUUUUCCAGACUAUCUGUUGGGACCUCUGAUGGAGGAUUAUGUCAGCAUCCUGGGUAUUCAGAUCCGUGAUCAGAUUCCUUUUCAUGUCACCAGAGCAGAGCCAGAUGUCUUUGGAAUUUCACGUGCUCUUUAUUUGAGUCCGGAAAUGGUCAAGGAAGGUUUGAAGGAAAAAGGAAAGCUACCCGGGUUUCAUUUGAGUUUCUUGGAGGCCAAUGCCAAGGAACAUGCUGCUGUGGGUAACUGGAAGACGGUCUGUGCUCUGAUUGCUGUGAGCAUUUAUGGGAUUGUGUUGUUUCCUAACCAGAAGAAUUUUGUGGACCAUAAUGCUAUCAGAUUGUUUAUACAGAGAAACCCUAUUCCUACCCUGAUUGGAGAUGUGUACUAUUCAGUGCAUAACAGGAAUGAGAAGAGGCGGGGUGGUCUGGUUAGAUGCUGCUCUCAGUUGCUCUUUAGAUGGUUCAUGGGGUAUUUGCCUUCCCGAGGUGCUUUUGUUCAGAUUGACCCUAGUGUCAAGUGGUCCUUCCGAUUGAUGGGUCUGCGGGCUGAUGACAUUGCUUGGACUCAUAAUGGUUUAGCUGGUCAGGACUUCAUAUGCAGUUGUGGGAGUUUACCUAAUGUGCCUUUGGUGGGAGUUCAGGGUUGCAUUAAUUACAACCCAACGCUUCUAAGGAGACAGAUGGGGUUUGCUAUAGAGGGUCCUCCUCUCGGGCGAGAGAUUCAGGAGUCCUUCUUUUUCCCGAUUGAUGGUAACCAGACCAAGGUGAGGCAGGUAUUGGACGAAUGGCGAGAUAUCCAGAGGAGGGGUAAGGUUCCUUAUGGCAAAGUCAACUGCCGGUAUUUUCCACUAUUUGAGGAUUGGUUGCGGAAGAGGAUUGAGUCUACAUUUCUACCGUUCCCUGGAGGUGACUCAGUGUGUCUUAGGAUUGAGGGUCCAAGUUCUUCUGUGACUAUUAUUAACGUGUUUGUUUGUAACCAGGAACCAUUGCUCGCGCUCGAAGAGUAG